AUGGUACAAUAAAAUUAAUUAAUAUGGAACACGCCAGAGCCGCGACACGAUUACUACGUGUCGUCAGGCUUCUUGCAGUGACGAUGCUUUGCGCGCUUUCGUGGUACAUCCAAGCAGCAAAGGACUACUAUAGCCUCUUAGGGGUGUCACGGAAUGCAUCAGAUGCAGACAUCGCCAAAGCUUACCGUUCUAAAGCUAAGAAGCUCCACCCAGACGUGGCACCAGGAAAGGAGGAAGAGUUCAAAGAUAUCAACACAGCAUACGAAGUCCUUAAAGACAGCGAAAAACGAAAGCAAUAUGAUUUAUACGGUGAAGCCGGAGUCAAUGGCGCUGGAGCACAAUCACAAGGACAACAAGGGCAUGAUUUCUUCCAUCAGACAGGAUGGGCACAUCACGGAGGAGGAGCAACAUUCACAUUUGAUAUGAAUGAUGGCCCUUUUGAUGGAUUCUUCGACCAGUUUCACUUCGGAAAUCGUAGACAACAUGGUGGUGGAGGAUCACAGUUCCACCAAGCACACCGAGAUGGAAGAGGCACUGGCGGUAAUCGGAUGUUCGACGGUACAUUGGUCGAUGAUGUCGACACUGUUGAAUUCAAUAAAAGCAUAGAUACCAUGAGAUCUAUUAACAUUUGCUUCUUCUACAUGGAUACGUGCCCACACUGCAGAAACGCCAAAGCACCAUUUGUAGACUUUGCAACAAAGUUCAAAGGCGCUGUGCGCACCAUUGCUGUAAACUGCAAUAUGUACAAUGAUUUGUGUAGUAAAUACGGUGUCGAUAGAGUCCCGCAAAUAGUGGCCAUUACAGGACCCAGGAACCACUUCACAUACCAAGGACAAAACUAUACAGAGCAAUUGGAAGCAUUCGUUAGCAAACACCUACCAUCGCAAUAUAUCGAAAUUAAAGACAAAAAGCAACUGAUUCAAUUCCUAGAAUCAGAGUCAACCAUGUUGAAAAUAGUGGCCAUCAUCAAAAGGGGAGCUUACCUCAUCAAAUUAAAGGCAUUGGCCAAGCAUUUUGAUCAGAAAAUAUCGUUUGCAUUCGUGAGAGCUAGUAACACCGAGGUGACAAAACGAUUUGGAAGUCACGGAACGCCUAAAGCAGGUGUGCUCAUCGCCGUAGAAGAUGUCUCUUCAAUGCGCGGAGCUACCAUAGAUAUGGAAUUCAUAGAAUACAAUGAGAUAAUACUGAGACUAAAUAUGUUGCAGUUCGAAGCAAAAAGGCUACAAAAUACUAAAAUGUCAGGAGGAGGAUAUACCAAACUAACAGUCAAACGCAUGGCAUUAGGUGACUGUAACGAACGUGAUAACCAAUUCUGCUUCGUUUUCGUCAGAUUUGGAAAAGGAAAGGAAUUGCCAGUGCAUGAUGAACUCUAUAAUAUCGCCAAAAAGUACGCUAAUGACCCUAUCAAAGUCAGGUUUGUCUACGCAGAAGAACAGCCAUCAUACGUGGAGACGUUUGGAAUAUCAACAAAUUGCCACUUCUACCAAAACUGUGCUAGGCUAGUGGCCUACAGAGGAAAACGUAAAAGAUUUGAAGUACUGGAAGAUGUAUCAACAGUAGAAAACGUAGAAAAGUUCAUCAACGAUGUAAUUGCAGGCUCAGUCAGCCUUAAGCGCACACUCACACACAUACCCAAAGUUAUCGAGGCACAGGAACACGAUGAACUAUAAACACUAAUAAUAAAUAAACA
Messenger RNA from Babesia bovis T2Bo, 1690 nucleotides. RefSeq names its product DnaJ domain family protein. The record is from RefSeq and is a predicted model, not a curated record. Lineage: Eukaryota; Apicomplexa; Aconoidasida; Piroplasmida; Babesiidae. The transcript is spliced from 5 exons. The coding region runs from base 24 to 1670 and encodes 548 amino acids.